Messenger RNA from Clarias gariepinus (North African catfish), 883 nucleotides. It is a transcript of the gene c12h11orf98, whose product is annotated as chromosome 12 C11orf98 homolog. Bases 57 to 413 code for a protein of 118 amino acids. NCBI's taxonomy places the organism in Eukaryota, Metazoa, Chordata, Actinopteri, Siluriformes, Clariidae. The record is from RefSeq and is a predicted model, not a curated record. The transcript is spliced from 4 exons.
AUGUCAUGUGACCCGGAAGUGAGUUGUGUCGAGCCACACGCGCGCUGGUAACAAGCAUGGCUCCAGGUGGGAAAAUCAACAGACCAAAAACAGAACUGGCGAAGAACCUCUUCAAGAGGCGGAGGGUUCUGACGAAGCAGAAGAGGAAGAAGCCUCGCAUUGUUGGAGCAGUGGUGGAUGAAGGUCUCAUAACUAAACACCAUCUGAAAAAGAGGAGCACCAGCUCCAGGGCGAACAUUACGCUGUCUGGAAAGAAAAGACGAAAACUGCUGAAACAACUGCGCCACAUGGAGAAAGAAAAGGCCGGCAUGGAAGUUGAAGAAGCACCCAAGAAGAAGCCGACUCCGCCUCCUGCUGACAAGAAGAAGAAGGUGAAGAAAACCGGCGGCGUGGAGAUGAUGGAUGUGGAAUAAACAAACUAAAUGGAUGUCUUUAAAGCUGCUAUUUUUCUACAUGUAGACUGUACAGGAUCUGCAUAUGAAAUAUGCUUUGUCUAUUGAAAAUGCUCAGAAUACAGAUAUCGGUCUCACUAUGAUAAUAUUCAGGAGAACUGAAAGGAUUUUGAAUUGAUAAAAUGCAUUAAUCCAUCAUCAUUAGUUUUCUAUCUUGUCAUAUUCUCAUCGGAAUAUCAGAGCUGGUUAUUUGAGACAAUUUAACAAAGACUUUCAGGAUAUUGAUCAAUCACCAUGGCAGGGCAACUUCAAGCAGAAUUGAGACACAAGGAGAAAAUUGAUAGAUGAUCAGUUUUAUGACAUUAAUGUAUUGCAACAGUUUAAAACCUUCAAGUCAUGUUUUAUGACCAGGCUCCAGUUUCUCAAAACUGUUUUGUUAUGUAAUUUUUUUUGUGCUUUGGUUAAUUACAAUAAAUCAUGGUUUAUUCAUA